Messenger RNA from Diatraea saccharalis (sugarcane borer), 4399 nucleotides. NCBI's taxonomy places the organism in Eukaryota, Metazoa, Arthropoda, Insecta, Lepidoptera, Crambidae. The record is from the annotation of a GenBank genome assembly.
CUUAUACCUUAAUAAAUUGUUUACAUUUCCGAUCGUGUAUACAUAUACUUUAUGAUAAUCAGAAAUCAAAAAACCACUUUGUAGGUAAAGCUUCUGAAACUUGAAUAUAAUAAAUGGAUGGAAUCGAAUCAAAUAGGAUUGACUUUGACCCACCACGCGGGUUAAGUACAGAUUCGUGGGUAUUAACUGCAAAUGUAGGACCAGGACCGGUCACCCUUCUUAUUACCGGCUCUAGAGCAGGUUGCUUAACAAUCUUAUCGUAAGCCGAACCCGCUUACCACUACGCCAUCGAUCGCCAUUUCAUUAUUUAUUAGAAGGGCCCACUAAAUAAGUAAAAAUAAUUCUACGAAAAAUGCUUUAUGCUUAUUUGUUUGAAGAAUAUAUACUUUUAUUAGUGCGUGACUUUUUUAAAUUGAAUAUAAUUAAAGAGUAAAGUUUAUAAUAUAUCACAUAUUUUGACAACAUAUAUCGCUUACACAUUAUAUCAAUACAAUAGCCAUAUGGAAAAAUACUAAAGUAACAAAUUGUGCAUGGCAACAAAUAGCUAAAGUUGGCUUCAGUUUAGUAUCAGUAGUAAGCACUAAGCGGAGCCUUCCCUGAAAGCUCAGGUAAACUUCAGUUAAAAGCUUAUUUGAUGGGUAUCGGUCAUCUAAUCUAUACAAACAAAUUAAAAUUGAGUGUCUGUUUGUAAUAUUAAAAAAACCGUUUUUCACUGAAUACAUAGGUAUGUGUGAUGUAUACACGGUACAUAUGCAAAAAAAAAAUAUAUUUUUAAAUUUUUUGUCUGUUUUUUUGUACCGGUUAAUCUCUGAAACGGUUAGACCGAUUUUGACGGCAUUUUCACUGACUGAUAGCUUAUGUCAUAAGGGGUAAUUUAGGCUACUAAUAUAAGGCUUAAAUGUAAUAAGGCGGGCAAAGCUAGUUGAUCAAUAAAACAAUGACCACACAACGAAAUCGCGGAACAGAAAUCUUGGCGGUCAUCUACCAGUGUGCAUGGAUCAUAAUUCCAUUGUUCACCUUGUACAGGUACAAAGACAUCGCAUGUCGGCCGGAACUACUACCCCACCGUCUGUUCGCAGACCAAUCCUCAACUUCAGAAGGAGUUUGAAUGCUUCUUCUGAUGAUGGCGGAUCUGUUAACACAGGUAGCGGUAAAACUAGCGGCUCUACCGCAAAGGAUUAUGUGGAGAGUUUACAUCAAAACUCGACGGCAACGCUUCUGUACGGCAAAAACAACGUCAGGGUACAACCGAAAGACGUUGAAGAGCCGAUGCCCGGGUACCUGAGCUUGCAUCAGACUGCAGCAGGCCUUGUCAUCAAGUGGACUCCCAACCAACUCAUGAAUGGUUACGCUGAGAGUGAAGGUAUCGACAAAAGCGCUACGCCUUGCACUGUCUACAGGCGACUUUGUAAAGGACCUCUAUGUAUAGAUUGCGUAUACUGGGCGAUGUCACUGCAAGUGUGUGUAUGGGAGGUUGUAUACGUUCACGUGCACCGGUCCCAAGCCGGCGAUGCUCUCAUUUUAGUGGGACAAGAUGGCGUCCAGAGACCUCCUAUACAGUUUCCAAAAGGUGGACACCUAUUAUCCUUUUUGAGCAAUCUGGAGACAGGAUUAUUGCCACACGGACAAUUGGAUCCACCGUUAUGGUCACAACGAGGAACUGGAAAAGUGUUUGGUCGAGGUAAAAGUCGUCGUCGGCCGAUGCCAAGUCUUUGCGAGAGUGGGGAGAAUGAGGAGGCCGAGUGGGAGGAAGCCGCCGGUGACUACGUGUUCAGGAUUGUGAACAAUGCUAUCACAGAUAGAGAAGCAAUGAGGCACUCGUUGUUAGAGCGUGCGGUAUCUUCUCCGCCUAGAACGCCUCGAAGACCACUGGCCUCAACCUCUACGACUUCUUCAGACUCUUCUACAAUGUCUGUAGAUUGUCCGCAGUCGGCUGGACACAACGGCGUACCUCAACAAAUAUUACCCCCACCAAUUCCCGUUGAAGAGCCUGCAUCUAUCGAACUGGUGUGCAGUACAAUGCGUCGCCAGAUAAUUUCGAGGGCGUUCUACGGAUGGCUCGCGUACUGUCGACACUUGUCCACAGUGAGAACGCAUUUAAGUGGACUUGUUCACGCUAACAUCGUACCCAGAGAAGGUACAGAAACAGGUUUGACGGAAGAAUUGUGGAGAUCUAUGACCGAUGAGCGAGGUGCGGUGACUGAUAAAGACGAGGUGUACCGUCAAGUUUACUACAAGGGCGUACAGCAUGAGAUUCGGCGGGAAGUGUGGCCCUAUUUAUUGGGCUACUAUGAGUUCGGUUCAACGGCAGAAGAAAGAGUGGAACAAGACGCGGCGUGUAGGCGGCAGUACGAGACCACAAUGUCAGAGUGGUUAUGUGUGGAGGCGAUAGUUAGGCAACGAGACCGCGAGGCUACGGCGGCGUCUAUAGCGCGACUCACUGAGGCUUCUGGGAAACUCAAGCCUGCCGAACCUAUUGACCCUGAGGUAUUUGAAGAUGACCUCAGUGUUAUAUCCGAUAAUCCACCGAUCGUAUCACCGGAACCUAGCGAAAAUGAACAGAAAAGGCCUGAUACUAAGCCGAUUCUAUCAAGAGCCCCGAGCAUAGAUGAAGUGGACAAUAUUGAAUUAGACUCGGAAGGAAAAGAGAAGGAUGCCACGAAAAUAAACGGAGAGACUGAGACGGGUGAUAGUAGGGAUUUAGAUAUAGACAGUCUGAAAGACUUAGAUGAUGAAGAAGUACAUAUUAAGAGUAUUGUAGAGAAUCCAGAUUUGAGACGGGAAAGUAUAGCAGAAAUUAAGAGGUUAGCUGAAGGCAUUGUUCAAAAGGGCGAGGGACGAGGAUUAUUGUGUAGUGUGGAUAGUGCAAAUAUAAAUCUUAAUGGAAGCGAUUUAAGGUCAUCAAUAGAAGAGAGCCAACCUCUACAGUCGCCACAUCAGCAGCAUACCAGUGUAAUAAUAACGAAUCCUUCAGUGGAUAUAGCUCCUUCUGGUUCUCCGGCAUCUGGAGGAACUACAGCCAAUGUGAGUCCAGCUCGCAGUCCAUUGGGUGUGGUUCAGGAAGAGUCCCACUCAGCGGGCGCGUCGUUCGAUACUUUGGAGCCCGCCGCUGAUCAGCGACCUGACAACAGGUCCAACUGCGGCUCACCUGCUAGUUCCAACGGUGGCGUGUACUCGAACGAGCUGGUCGAGAGCUUCGCAUUGAACUUGCACAGAAUUGAAAAGGAUGUUCAGCGGUGUGACAGGAACUAUCCGUUCUUUACAGACGAGAACCUCGAUAAACUAAGGAAUAUCAUGUGCACUUAUGUCUGGGAACACUUGGAUACUGGUUAUAUGCAAGGCAUGUGUGAUCUCGCGGCACCUUUACUGGUGAUGAUGAGGGAAGAAGCUGUUGCGCACGCAUUGUUUGCGCGUUUAAUGGACAAAGCUAGAGAUAAUUUUCCAUCUGGGCAAGCGAUGGAUGCGCACUUUGCCGACAUGAGGUCGCUUAUUCAAAUCUUGGACUGCGAACUGUUCGAGUUGAUGCAUGCGCAUGGCGAUUACACGCAUUUCUAUUUCUGCUACCGGUGGUUCUUACUUGAUUUCAAGCGAGAGCUCCUUUACCAGGACGUAUUCGCGGCAUGGGAACUUAUAUGGGCGGCGAGAUACGUAGCGUCUGAACAUAUGGUACUGUUCAUUGCACUGGCACUGUUGGAGACUUACCGUGACGUAAUCCUGGCCAACACAAUGGAUUUUACAGACAUCAUCAAAUUCUUCAACGAGAUGGCCGAACGACAUGACGCUUCCGCAGUUUUAUCGCUAGCCAGGGAUCUAGUGCUGCAAGUUCAAACUUUAAUAGAGAACAAAUAAGAUACGAAUUAGUAUUUAUCGUUUGUACCAAACACAUGAUAUAAAACAGGUCAUUGGGCAUAUCGUGAUAAUGUACAAAUAUGUCAAUAGGGAUGGCAUGUUGAUGGAAAUAAGAUGCUGAACAGUAUAAUACAAUGGCAUUUAGUAUCUAUUGUUAUUUAUUAUAUUGCUAAUUGCAAUGUGGAAAAGGCCAAAUAAUAGAUUUAGCUUAAAUCAUGUAUAUUAUAUAUUAGAACUAUAGUUCGCUAUUUAUUUCACUGACGAUAUUUAUAAACAAAUUGAAACAAACAACGCAGAAUCGAAAUCUAUGAUGGUCAUCAGUUUCUGAUAGUUUUCCUUGAAAAUGGCUAUUGUGAAAUAUUUUUUGAAAUUAUAUUAGGAAGUUUUAUAUAUUGCGCUAAUGCAAAGAAUGUAAGUGAAAUAUACUUAAGUGUAUUUUUAUUUUAUCAUUAUUUUUAUAUUGGUAUUUAUUAUCUGAUAACAAUCUAGAACAACACGUUUCCUAAUUAAUUAUAAUGUUAUCCAGUCUAGAUGGAUGGCAUUAUUCUUG